Phanerochaete carnosa HHB-10118-sp is the source of this 1270-nucleotide messenger RNA. RefSeq lists its product as uncharacterized. The transcript has a single exon. The annotation marks the transcript as partial. Lineage: Eukaryota; Fungi; Basidiomycota; Agaricomycetes; Polyporales; Phanerochaetaceae. The record is from RefSeq and is a predicted model, not a curated record.
CCUACCCCCAGCUGUGCGCACGCCAGACGAAACAGCUACUGACUACCCAUCGCUUAUCCUCAAUUGGUUUGAAGAUGACCUGGCAUCUGCUUCUGUUUCUCAGCUCCGAAUCUUCCUUCUGGUCUCAAGUCAGUGGCUGGGCAGUAUACACUCGCAACGCCUCCGGGGCCUUAGCUCAACAGACUCUAAAGUACUGGAGAAGAUUCACAAGGCACUAGAGGAAAUUGCAAGCCGAGGCCUUUCUGACGGAGAUAGUGUGGAUCCCAAUGCUACAAUUACACUAUCUCUGGCGCCGUUGGAACUGCUAGUCGACCGCAUCACCAUGGGAGAGGCUCCCUACGGCCUACCUGUGCGCCAACUUGUCCAUACCUUAGAGAGGUGCUACCACCAGAGUGUGCUAGAUGACACACUUUCGGUCAGGCGGAACCUGCAUAAGUGUCUCCAACGAGUGCAUCAGAACAUGCAGGAGAGGUGCGAGAAGUCGAGCUGCCGCUGGAUCUCUCACACCUGCGAUGAAGACGAUUACUAUCUCAAGAUUUGUCCUCUACUGUUCAAAAGUGCUGAACCUAGUGACCGGGCUGGAGUUGCUGCACUUUCCGGACUUCCCAGACCCUCCAGCGCACUUUCAGAUACUCCAGGAGCCUUAUCCCGGCAACACGGGCUCAGCGAGGCUGACGCCGAGCAAAUGCGCCCGGCGCCGCAUCCCCCUCUGACAAACCCCGCCGCGACGGCACCAGCACGAAUGGGCUUCCUCGGCACUUUGGAUGCAGACUACCGUGACACCGGCUUCGUGGACGACUGGUUCCUCGUAUAUCCACUGCAUGCACGCGGGCGGGACGACGCGCUUGACGCCAAUAUCGGUAAGGCUGCUCCACAUGCAGCCCAGGUCGCAUCCUCGAUCGUCCAAUCCAGCGGCGCAGACGCUCAGCCGCUCGAGAAAACGCCACAAGCGAGUGGCAAGAUCUCAGUCGAUUCGGGGCCGGGGCCGGAGACCGCGAGCGCAGGAGGCAGAGUCGGCCAGGAGGACGAACGGUCUGUGACGGGGAACGAGGGCUGCGAGCCGCAUGCAUGCCGCGAAUUGGACACGGAGGGGGACGCCGUCCCGUAUCCGGCGCAUUCAAUGUCGGUCGUGCUGCCGCCGCCGUUGACGGCUCACGUUGGUCCCUCGACUCCACCUUCGAAUACCUCCUUGUUAGAUGAUUCAAAGUCUGCGGAUGAGCCCACCUACCGUGCGUGGCAGUUUCAGAGCAGUGGCUAUCUUCAAAUCGCU